Molecule: messenger RNA, 4836 nt
Organism: Chlamydomonas reinhardtii
Lineage: Eukaryota; Viridiplantae; Chlorophyta; Chlorophyceae; Chlamydomonadales; Chlamydomonadaceae
Exons: 5
Coding region: 331-4020 (1229 amino acids)
Cellular component (GO): cytoplasm
Source: RefSeq, a predicted model, not a curated record
CGCAGCAACAUUUUAUACAGCACAGUACAUACCAGGCUUCUUCAUCGUGGCUGAUUUGCGAGCUCAGCUCCGUGCAACCCUUUCUGGCACCGCCUUGGCGCGAGCUUGCAUGCCCGUCGUUUACGCAGCAUCUUUGUACUGUUUCUUAACCGGCACUGCUGUGGCUAACUACUCGGUCACGCCAAGAGCCGGUCGGCGAUCCUGGCAAGCGUUAUCACGAGUCUCGCUUUUAAGCAGGCGUAGUUAAGAGCAAAUGCACAGAUGCAUUUGUCGCAUGUGGCACUGAUGAACCAGAUAUAGCAUGCUACUCUGAGCCUCGUCGAGCCGGCUAUGUCCGCCUCCUACAAGGCGGGCGACACGGGCGGGUCGGGGGCGGACGCCGGGGCUGCCUCUACCCGGCAGCCCCUUCUGACGGACCCAGCAGCAAGGGCCAUGUUCGCUUCUUACAAGAGCGGGGCGGUCCCAGCCACCAGCCAGGCACCGGCCGCCAGCCAGGCACCUCCGGCUGCUGCAGAUAAGGCCGCAAGCGCCGCGGCCCCCGAGCCACCGCCCCUCCCUUCCGGCCCACCGCCGCCCGACCCCUCGGCGCAAGGCGCUGCGGAGGACGCGAAUGCGGCUGCAUGGCGGGCCUACUACCAGCAGCAAGAGCAAUACAAGCAGUUUUACCAGCAGCAGCAACCUCAGCAGCACCAACCAGCACAGCAAGACCCGUACCAGCAGCAACCGCAGCCGCAGUAUCCGGCUUAUCAGCACCCACAACAGCCGCAGCCGCAAGCGCCGGGAUACGGACAGUUCCCCUACCCGCAGCCCAGUGCAGGCGCACAGCCGCAGCAGCCACCGCAGCAACCCGGCGCAUAUCCCUACCCGUACCCCGCAGCCCUGCCAGACCCGUACCAACAGCAGUACCAGCAGCCGCAGCCGCAGCAGUACCCGCAGCCGUACUAUGGACAGCAGCAGUUUCCACCGCCAGCGGCACAGGGAGCGGCGCCUUACGCCUACCCGCCGCAGCAGCCGGCGCAAGUGCCGCCCCCGCAGCCUGUCGCGGCGGUGUACCCACAAUCCCACAGCCAAUGGCCGCAGCAGCAACAACAGCAACCGGCACAGGGGGCGCCGCCGCCGUCGCAGCAGCAGUCGGGCGCGUAUGCAUAUGGUUACCCAGGGGCGCAGCCGUCGCAGCAGCAACAGCCGGCGCAACAGCAGCCAGCGCCGCCGUGGCAGCCCGCAGCGUCGCAACCUUACGCCGCGACGCAGCAGCCGCAGCAGCCACCGGCGCCAGGGCAUCCGGCUGCCGGCUACCAACCGGCAGCAUCCGGGUCUGCGCCCGGGGCUAGCUACUACGCACAGGCUCCAGGGGGGUCCUACCCGGCGAGUGGAUACAGCUACCCGCAACAGCAGCAGCAGGAACAACAGCAGCAGCAACAACCCCAAGCCCAGCAGGCGCCGGCGUACGCGCCGCCACAGGCCUACGGGCAGCAUUCUGCUCAGGCGUACCCAGGGCAGGCGCCGGCGCAGCAGCCACCGGCUGCCGCGCAGCCAUACGGGUACGGGCGGCCGGCGGCGCCUCCAGCGCCUGGCGCGUGGCAGCCGGGCUACCCGCCACCCGUGCCCACACAGGCACCGCCGGCGGCGGCUGGAUACCAGUAUCCUGGGCAGCCACAGCCGCAAGUCCCAACCGCGACGCCCUCUGCUUACGGCGCACCGGGUGCCGCUCAGCAGCCGCAGCCGACUGCGCUGCACCAGCAGCCGCACGCCCCGUCAUACGCGACACCGCCUGCACAGCCAGUGCCAGCAGCACCGGCAACAGCGCCUGCGCCUCUCAUGCCCCAGGUUACGACGCAGACGGACCCCUCCGGCGGGCCCACCUUCAUCUCCAUUGAGCUGACGCCGCCGCUGUUGGGGCUCGGCACCUGGGGCACAGCCCCCGCUGCUGCCACGCCCAUCGCCGCGCCGCCCGCUGCAGCAACAGCCCCCACCGCCUCCAGCGCACCACCACCGACACAAGGCACAGGAACAGCAGCGGAGCCUCUGCACCUGGAUUCCGAUGUGUUGCAGCAGCUCGGCGAGAUACUGCAGCAGGCCAAGUCCACACCAGCGCUCGCCAGCCCGCCCGGCAGCUCCGCCGGCGGCGCUGCCGCCGGCUCCGCCGCCUCCGGCGGCGCCGCGCUGGCUGCCGAGCUGGAGCGCUCUCUACACUGCGGCGUGCACGUUUCUCUGGAGCACAAGCGGCUGCGCAUGCGGGCGGUGGCGGUGCUGGCGGCCAGCCGGGCGUGGGAGGAGUUCCUGGCGGGCUGCGCCGCCGCCGGCAGCUACCCGGCGGUGGGAAGUCAGGAGCAGCGCGCGGCGCUGAAGCGUGUGGGCUGGACGGCGGCGCAGCUGGACGAGCUGUAUAAGAAGUUGUUUGGCAGCCCCACGCCACCCGGGAGGCUCGAGUACAGCUGUGCCGAGAUUGCCUACGAGGUGAUCGGCGAGGGCGCCCUGGUGAGGCAGCUGCGCGCGCGCGAGGGCGGCUCGGACACAGUGCUGGCGCCCACACCCGACUUUGGUGUGCAUCGACCCGGCAUGGUGGGGUCCCUGCGGCAGCUGCUGGCGGAAUACGAGGAGGCGGCGCGGCGGCGCGACAGCGGCGCUGACCCGCAGGCCGGCAAGCGGCUGUACCUGCGGCAGCAGGCGGUGGCGCAGGCGGCGGCAGUGGCCGGCGUGGAGGCCGAGGCUGUGGGGCGGAAGCGGCCGUCUGGCGGUCCGAUGGGCGGCCCGGUGCCGCCCGCGGCUGCCGGCGGCCCUGCCUACUUCGUGCACGCGCCGCCGCCCAACCACCUGCUGGGGCCCAUGCGCCAGUACAUCCGCCUCACACUGCGGCCGCAGCUGUCGAACGACAAGGGCGCGCAGCCUGUGCCGCUGCCGGAGCUGCUGGCUGGGCUGCGCGAGCGCGCACACAUCGAGGUGGACGACCAGCUGGCGGCCAAGUUCGGAUUCGAAAGCGCCGAGUCCUUCCUGGAGGGCGCACUGGGGGACACCGUGGCCCUGGUGUACAGCUCGGACGGCGUGGCGGUGACGCCCUCGCAGGUGUGGCGCGACAGCUGCAACCCCUUCGUGCCGCGGGGCAGCAGGGAAUACCGCGGACUGCACGGCGGUGGCCGCGGCGGCCCAGGAGCAGCAGGAGGGGGUGGAGGCGGCGGCCCUGGAGGAGGGCCGGCUGGGCCUGGCGCCGGGGCGGCGGGUGGCGGCGACGGCGCGGAGGCGCCGGCCGCUGCGAACGGCACGGCGGGGCCGGGUGGGGCUGCGGUGGCGCCCGGAGGGCUGACCAGCUUCAACUCAGCGCCGCAGCCGGCGGGCAGCGCCGUCGGUGGUGUGAGUCCGGUGCCUCAGCCGGCGACACAGCCAUUUGCGGCGGGCAAUGGCGCCAUGGUAGCAGCUCGCGCCCAGUCGCUUCCCGUCCCCGCCAAGCAGCAGAAGCCGGCAAAGGGGCCGGGCCCGGGGCCGGCAGCCGCCGGCGCUGGCAGCAAGAGCUCAAGCGGCUCUGGCGGCAAGGGUGGCGGCGGCACCGCCGCCGCCGGCUUCCCGAUCGGCAUGCCGCCCAUCAUUCCGCCGUCCAGGGCCGCACCGCUACCCAUCACGGGUGCGGGCGGCGGUGCGGGUGGCGCGGGUGCGGGCGGCGGCGCGCCCCCUGUGCCCGUGCACCGGGAGUGGGUGCCGGGUGACUUCGACGGCGUGAUGGUGCAGCUGUGUGAGUGGCGGGCGACGGCGGCCAGGGCGGCGGGCGCCACCUGUCCCACGCCGCUCAACACUACCUGCUGGCAGGCCACCGCCUUCAACGGCCCCAAGGCGGUGGCUGUGGCCUGGGCGCCCACUAAGCGGGGCGUGCAGCAGGUGCUGCGGCAGGAGAUGAUGUUGGGGACUGGCGCACAGCAGCCGGAGUCCAGCCAGCAGCUGCAGCAGCCGGAGUCCGGCCAGCAGCUGCAGCAGCCACAGGUGCAGCAGCCACAGACGCAGCAGCAGCAGCAGAUGCAGAUGCAGCAGUAGCAACAGCAGCAGCAGCCACAGACGCAGCAGAUGCAGGUGCAGCAGCAGCAGCAGCCACAGGUCCAGAGAAUGCCGCAGCGGCAGCAGCAGCAGCAGCAGCAGCAGCAGCAGCCAUACGUGCAGGCAAUGACACAGACCGCACUUGUAACCCAAUCUGCCGAUGUGCUGGCCCUCUCGGUAAGCCGUUGCGCGGGCCACAGGCCCGCACACAUUGGCUACCAGAUGCAAGGUGGUAGUAUGUGCGUGUGCGUAUGCGUAUGCGUGUGUGUAUGUGUGUGUGUUGGCGCCGCGGGUGGUGUUCGCCGCCGUGUACGAGCGGGAGUUGGUCGACUGGGACUGAGGGGCCAGGGGUCAAUGCCCUCUCUUGCGGCCUGGUAAGUCCGGGUGGGGGCACCACCACCAUGCCACACCACUCCGUUCCCCUCGCCCGCACGUGGCGGCGGGAUGGAAAUAACAUGUAACAUGACAAAUACACAACACUCUCGGAACGAUUAUGGAGCUCCUAAGCAUUCUUGCUCGCUUUGAGUGUGUUAGUGAUGUGCUGCACGCAUUGGGCUACGGUAGCGACUGUGAUGGUUGGGGCUUGCAUACAGGGAGACGUUUGUGGAUUGGCGAGCAGAAUGGCAAAAGCAGCAUACGGAAAGCGUCGAGUGGAGUCAUGCGUCCGUGCUGGGACCGUCUGGGUAUCAGGCAGGUGUCUGAGUGCAGGGGUUUCCGGCAGGGUACGUUGCUGUUGGCAGGAUGGCUGCGGCUUGACGGCCCAACAGGUGUCCAGAUUAGCGUGUUGGCAUCAGCAGAGUGAACGGCAUGAAGCUU